This is a messenger RNA of Melospiza georgiana, 846 nucleotides long. RefSeq names its product cysteine rich protein 2 (gene CRIP2). The transcript is spliced from 8 exons. Lineage: Eukaryota; Metazoa; Chordata; Aves; Passeriformes; Passerellidae. The record is from RefSeq and is a predicted model, not a curated record. Bases 39 to 665 code for a protein of 208 amino acids.
CGGCACGGCACGGCUCGGCUCGGCUCCGCUCUCCCGCCAUGGCAUCCAAGUGCCCCAAGUGCGACAAGACCGUGUACUUCGCCGAGAAGGUCUCUUCCCUGGGCAAGGACUGGCACAAGUUCUGCCUCAAGUGUGAGCGCUGCAACAAGACCCUGACCCCGGGCGGGCACGCCGAGCACGAUGGGAAGCCCUUCUGCCACAAGCCCUGUUAUGCCACACUGUUUGGCCCCAAAGGGGUGAACAUCGGCGGGGCCGGCUCCUACAUCUACGACAAGCCGCAGAUCGAGGGGCAGACUGCCCCGGGGCCCAUCGAGCACCCCGUGAAGGUGGAGGAGAGGAAGGUGAACGCUGCUCCUCCCAAGGGACCCAGCAAAGCCUCCAGUGUCACCACCUUCACCGGGGAGCCCAACAUGUGCCCGCGCUGCGGCCAGAGGGUCUACUUUGCUGAGAAGGUGACUUCCCUGGGGAAGGACUGGCACCGUCCCUGCCUACGCUGUGAGCGCUGCAGCAAGACGCUGACCCCGGGGGGACACGCCGAGCACGAUGGACAGCCCUACUGCCACAAGCCCUGCUAUGGGAUCCUCUUUGGGCCAAAGGGUGUCAACACCGGAGCUGUGGGGAGCUACAUCUACGACAAAGACCCUGAGGCAAAGAACCAGCCCUAGGCAGCAUCCCUGCCCUGCUGCACGCUCUGUGCCCCUCCUGUACUAACCUGCUGCUCCCAGAGCCUCUCCAGGCUGCCCACGGAGCUGUGCCCUCUCUGCUGUCCCUACUCCUGGCAGGACAGCCCUGCCCUGGUUAUUAUCAUGUCUCUAAUAUAAGCUUCAGUGUUUUAAGGCUAAGGUA